CUCUUUGUUGGAUAAUGGAACUGGCCGAGUUAGAUAAAUUUGACCGGCAGCGCAUGCUGACGUAGAUUCUGGGGCAUUGUUCAAGCGGGCAUGAUAGUGCAGUGAGCUAGUGGCUCAGAUUUUAAAACGAGUUUUGGUUAGGUAUUAAUAAUCAGGACAUCUGAAAUAACGCUGUCUAACAACUACAACGUUGUAGGGGACACAGUCAGAUAUAGGCACAUUAGUCGUAUAACAAAGCAUUUGGCCAGAUUGCGCGUUGACAAAGCUAACAGUUCCUUAUAGUUACAAGAGCAACACAAAGGAAAUGCGGUCGAUUGGGUUCAAAAUACCAACGUAAGGAAGAGUUGUUUAAAUGGUCGAGGGAUACUGUUGUCUCUAAAGUCCUGGCAAAACAAACAACAUCAGGUUGUUGUGUAAUGCCCAGUAUUUGCAGUGGUGAUCGUUAUAUGACAACCACUUCAUAUUUGAUUGGCGCUUGUGGAUUUGUAAACGUGCUGGUAAUGUUUGACCGAUUUUAAAUUCGCGUAUAAUCGCUCAAGUUUUUGCUCUAAACGCGUGAUUAGUACGGCUUUCCCGUCAACGUGGUAACGGGUAGGAUGAAUUUGCCAUUAUGGCAACAAUCGUGACAGGCGAAGUACCAAAAGUCUUGAAUCCUGACAUUAAAACAGGACAAGAUAGCUAACGGCAAGCUAGAAUUAACUAAAGUAAUUAUUGGUACAGCUUUCUUACUAGCCGAUUCUGUCACACUUGACAAUUUGCUUCCGCCGUUAUAACGUUAUUAAUCUAAAUGUUGACAUGUAUUUGACCAUUGUGUCAAAGUUAUAAACUAUAAGCAAGUGUCGAAGAAGGGUUUCGUUAGCAUUUGGCUAGCAAGCUAAUUAGUCAGCAGAGCUAAAGCUACUGUUGUAGCUGCCUAUCAUUAAGUAACGACAGCCAGCGCUACAGGGUUAAAGUAAUAGGACGCAAAGGUAUCCUGGUUAUUUUUUUUUACAACAGUCAAAUAAUGGCUGCCCCUCCAACCGAGGCAUUGUUUUUGCUAAAAGAUGUGAAGCCUGGGUCGAAGAACCUAAAUAUCGUAUUCAUCGUUUUGGAGAUAGGUCGAGUAACGAAAACGAAAGACGGCCACGAGGUGCGCUCGUGCAAAGUGGCAGACAAGAGCGGGAGCAUUGCCAUCUCAGUCUGGGAUGAGCUGGGUAGUCUGAUCCAGCCAGGGGACAUCAUCAAGUUAACUAGAGGCUAUGCUUCUAUAUGGAAAGGCUGCCUGACCCUAUACACUGGAAGAGGAGGUGAUCUUCAAAAGAUUGGAGAAUUUUGCAUGGUGUAUUCAGAAGUGCCCAAUUUCAGUGAACCAAAUCCAGAGCUACAAGGCCAAGGAAACCAGCAGAACAAGUCUGGUAAGCCGGACCAGAACCAGAGGGGAAACUCUCCACCUAAUCAGAAUUCAGGUACUUCUGCCCCUCCAGGUAACGGUGCCAUGCCCCCCUUUUCCGGCAACCCGCCUCCGGGUGCCCCCCGCGAUCCGGCGUUCGGGAGCGUUGGCCGACCCAACGGCAGGUCUCCCGGCAACGGUGCGCCUCCGGUUAACGCAGCCGGGCCCCCCCCAGCCACAAAGUCCUCAGUUACCAUUAGCAAUGGCAGGGACCCGCGACGUGCCAAAAGAUGAAACUGGGGCCGGGGGUGAUCAUGCGCUGAAACAUUUUGGGAGUACCCCCGACCCCACAACCCCCCCCCUCUGCUCCACCACAGCCUGUACAGGCUUUCACAAUAAUGGAUUUUAUUUUACUAUUAUUAUUAUUACGGACUACUUGUACAGGCUAACAUAGUGAAGUGUGUCUUUGUCUUGCAUAGUGGUCACAGUCUACCACUCGCACCGUCAGAACCCCUACAGUUAAACACCCAAUGGUUUAGUCGUGGGCAGCCUCUUAGUCCACGUUCUUGUCCUCUAAAUCUGUUUGCAACUAAGCCGUUCUGUGCCAGUGUUAUCUCCUUCUCACAGCAGCCUGCUCCUCUUUCACCCUACACACACCCUACUUGAACACUCGAUGCACUUUUCUCUAAUUUAUGUCGAAGCUUAGCUGUCAUUCAGAUCAGGAAAUCUGUUUCCACUGGCUUUUUUUUGUUUUGUUUUGUUUUGUUUUGUUAAUAAAGUGGAAUAAGCCUUAUCUAGGUGGGAAUCAGAUCUUGGACCGAAUGACCAAGUGAACUUCUUUAAAAGGGUCUUCCCUCUCUUAACCAAACUGUAUCCGAAGUGACUCUGUAAAAGGAAAAGGGUGUUAGUUUUGAAUUUUUAAAAAUGUCAAUUGGUAAAGUUUCUCUUCUCUCUCUGUUUAAGAUGUGUUUUCUUGUUUGCCCUCAGCUGUACCCUUUUUUUUUAUCAAGGUGGGACCACUUAAAAAAAUAGCAAAGGUUCACCAAAUAAAUUUUAGAGUAAUCUUGCUGCCACAGUUGGUUUUCUUUAAUUUGUUUGAGGAUUUGAAUUACUGUUACUGUCAGCUUUUUUGUUCAAUUAGUGAGAACGCUGGUUCAUUUGCAGGAAAACAUCUCUGUAAAUGUGCUUCCUUUAGCUUCAGUUGCUGAAAAUAACCAUCAAAUGCGCACACACUUGCUACAAAAGUACCCCGGUCAAACCCUGACAUAAGGACAUAGGUUGUGGGUUUGCAAACUGACCAAAGUACGUCCUUCAAAACCCUCCACACUGUGAAACGUGUCACCGUGAGAGCUCCAACAGUGAUUUGCAGCAUGUUUCCACAUCAUUAAAGUUGUUUCCAUUCUUCAGCUCCAUCUAGUGCCCAGUACACUACAUUACCUAUUGUUCAGAGUUCCCUAUUAAACUUGUUUUGGUUAAUAUAAGCGAGUGGGAGAACUAAUACUUCAGUUGAGCUUCCCCUUUCACGCGGGGCGAAGACGUCGUUUGCUGUACGUUGUCUGAAGAAUAUGGAGUAAUUGCAACUGAAGCAAUGCUUUUCACACGACAAAGCCCCCGUUUCUUCACAUCCUUUGUUGCACCAAGCACCUAAACAUGAGAGCCUCUGUAUGUCAAACCUUUCCCCUUUACAUGAACCUUUUCAUUUAGUUUGCCCUUUUAGAUAAAGGGAUGACAGUAGCGUAUGACAAAUUAUUAGAAGUUGGGCCGUUGUAGUUAUGUAACUGAAUAUAAUAUUUUGAUGGAAUACAAAUCAAGAUACGUGAAGUCCAUAAUAAAUUUGUCCGGAUGACUAAACUAACCAUUUACUUCAAUGAGCUUGUCUCCUUAACUGAGAGUGAUUCACCAAAAGCGCCUUUAGAUUAUUAAAAAGCAGUUAUAGAAGACUUACCUUGUCCCUGAUGUUACAACACACCAAAAUAUGGCUGCAUAUAUGUCUAAUAAAUACCCUAAAAUUUAAGAUUAAAUGGUGCUGUGUGGGAUAUGUUUGUCAUUCCUGUAGGAUAUCUUAUGUUUUGUUUUUUUAUUAUCACCUCCAAGAAAAAAAAGCCAGCCUUUGAAACCUUAAAUUUGAACAAUUCCGAUGAGUGAAGACGGAAAUCAUGG
Molecule: messenger RNA, 3529 nt
Organism: Menidia menidia (Atlantic silverside)
Lineage: Eukaryota; Metazoa; Chordata; Actinopteri; Atheriniformes; Atherinopsidae
Source: the annotation of a GenBank genome assembly